Daphnia carinata is the source of this 3173-nucleotide messenger RNA. Its product is annotated as lysosomal alpha-mannosidase-like. Gene Ontology annotation, cellular component: lysosome. NCBI's taxonomy places the organism in Eukaryota, Metazoa, Arthropoda, Branchiopoda, Diplostraca, Daphniidae. The coding region runs from base 54 to 3095 and encodes 1013 amino acids. Gene Ontology annotation, biological process: mannose metabolic process. The record is from RefSeq and is a predicted model, not a curated record. Gene Ontology annotation, molecular function: carbohydrate binding; alpha-mannosidase activity. The transcript has 19 exons.
GCAACAUCGCAUCGUGGUGGUCAGUGCCAUUUUCGUAACGAAAGCGAAAAGAGAUGGCGGCAACACGAAGAAAGAUGGAUCGAAUCGUCAUGCUGGCAUGCAUCAUUCUACUGUCUGGAAUCAUUCAUCCGUCAUCGAGUAGGUCGUCAAAGCCGUCAGUCAAGUCCUCGUGUGGUUACCAGAGCUGCCACGCAACGAAACCGGGCUUCAUCAACGUCCACCUAGUGCCCCACACUCACGAUGAUGUCGGCUGGCUCAAGACUGUCGACCAGUACUACUUUGGAUCCCGUACCGGUAUUCAAAAAGCUGGCGUCCAGUACAUCCUGGACAGUGUCAUAGAAGAAUUGCAGGCUAAUCGAGAGCGUAGAUUCAUCUACGUGGAAAUGGCGUUUUUCUGGCAAUGGUGGGAGGAGCAAAACGAGUCGACACGAGACACCGUGCGUGAUUUGGUGGCCCAAGGGCGACUAGAGUUCAUUAACGGCGGUUGGUGCAUGAACGACGAAGCUACAACUCAUUACGUCGACAUUAUUGAUCAAAUGUCUUUUGGAUUAAACUUUUUGAACGACACGUUCGGCGAAUGUGGGCGUCCUCGCAUCGCGUGGCAAAUCGAUCCUUUUGGUCAUUCGAGAGAGCAGGCUUUUAUAUUCUCGCAAAUGGGUUACGACGGCCUCUUCUUCGGUCGCUUGGAUCACGAAGAUAAGAAGCAACGCAUGGCCUCCAAAACUAUGGAGAUGGUAUGGUCCAGCAGCAAUCUUGGUAAAACUGGAUGGCUCUUUACAGCAGUCAAUUACAAUUUGUAUCAGCCUCCACCUGGCUUCUGUUUCGACAUAUUAUGCAGCGAUUUGCCUCUUAUUGACAAUAAAAAUUCCAAGGAGUACAACAUCGAUCAGCGGGUAACAGACUUCCUAAAAUAUUGUCAACAGCAGUCAGAGGCCUACGCUACUGACCAUAUUUUGUUGACGAUGGGAGGCGAUUUCACGUACCAGGAUGCCAACGUUUGGUACAAAAACAUGGACAAGCUCAUCACAUAUACGAACGAACGUCAAGCUAACGGCAGUCGAUUUAACUUGCUAUAUUCUACGCCGAGCUGCUACGUCAAAGCUUUGAACGAUUUAAAGAAAUCAUGGCCGCUUAAAACGGACGAUUUCUUUCCUUACGGCAGCGACGCCCAUUCUUACUGGACGGGCUACUUCACUUCACGCCCAGCUUUUAAAUACAUGGUCCGCCAGGCCAGCAACCUCCUCCAGGCCUGCAAACAAAUGGACUCGGCUUUGUCCUGGAACAAGGCUACCAAUAAAGGCGACUUGAAUGUCAUGAAGCGGGCGAUGGGAAUCGUGCAGCAUCACGAUGCUGUCAGCGGUACGGAAAAGCAAGCCGUUGUUCAAGAUUAUCAGAGCCGACUGCACGAGGGCGUGGUCGAGUGUCAGAAAACGCAGACCUCUUUCUAUCAGAAUCAACUGCCCAUCCGCGGCCAGCCAUUGCCGGACGUCAAAUACUGCCAACUCAAUGUCAGUCAGUGUGACGUAUCGGAGAACAGCAGCAGAUUUGUAGUCAACAUUUACAAUUCACUGGCUAGCAACGUCGAUAAAUACGUUCGCAUUCCGGUAGCUAACGGAGCGUAUUACCAAGUCCUUGACCCUGACGGUAAUGUGGUGGAUUCACAAGUUAUCCCCAUUGCAGCUGGAGUUCAUGCCAUUCCGGGCCGAAUAAGCGCAGCAACAGACGAACUCGUAUUUUUGGCUGCCAAGCUGCCACCUAUUGGUUCGAAAUCUUACUACGUCGAAAAAAUAGCCAAAAACCGUCAGCGCGUAUCGUUCAAAUCUAAGCUUCAACGUUUGAUUCCUGGACAAGACUAUAUUAUCUCCACUGACAAAAUGAAAGUUAGAGUUGACAGUACGACGGGGCUUCUCAGUUCGGUAACCGUUAACGGAAAGGAGUUCUUUGUCCAGCAAGAAUUCCUUUGGUAUCCAGGAUAUAAUGGCGAUAACGAGUCAGCUGAUAGGAGAUCAUCGGGUGCCUACAUCUUCCGACCGAAUGGAACAGACGCGUUCCCCAUGAGGCAUACAAUGGCCGCUGCUGUAAUCACCGCAGUAUACACCGGACCGUUGGUUCAGGAAAUCCACCAAUUUUACGAUUCCUGGGUGACUCAAGUCAUUCGCAUCUACCAUGGCCAGGAACAUGUGGAACUCGACUGGGUAAUUGGGCCCAUUCCGGUAAGCGACAAAAUUGGAAAGGAAGUCAUCAGCCGAGUAACGACGACUAUCUUAAAAAGCGACGGAACUUUCUACACGGACGCCAACGGUCGUCAGACAUUGAAACGCGAACUAGACGCUAGAGAGUCCUACACCUACACGCCAACAGAGUCCGUCUCGGGUAAUUACUACCCCAUCAAUUCUCACCUUUUCAUUCGAGACCCACUGGGAAAGCACCAAGCUACCGUCCUCGUCGACCGGUCUCAAGGAGGGUCUAGCCUCGACGGCGGACUGAUCGAAUUGAUGGUUCAUCGGCGGCUGCUCCACGACGACUCUUUCGGCGUCGACGAGCCGCUAGACGAGACAGCUUUCCAUCGCGGCCUAGUCAUCCGCGGUACACACUAUCUGAUCCUCAGUGACGGGCCCAGUUCAGCCAAAAGGUUCAGACCUUUGGCGCAACAACUCUACAAACAACCGCAUCUCUCUUUUAUCCCAACAAAGUUGCACUUUGCUGAGUGGAAUAGUCUCUACAAGACUCAGCAACAACUAAUCAGCAGGACAUUACCCGAGAACGUGAACCUACUGACAUUGGAGAAGAGACAAGACGGCUAUUACCUCAUUAGAUUGGAGCACAUCUACGAUGUUGAAGAGGAUGAAAUCCUCUCGGCUCCAGUUACCGUUUCGCUUCAUAAUCUGUUCCCUGGUUUUAUCAUCACGUCGGCUGAAGAGACCAUGUUAGGAGGGAAUCAAUUUAGAAAAGAUUCUCAGCGUCUUUUGUGGAACUCGGCAGAAAGGCAGCAUAACGGACAACGACCAACAAAAUUCCCUAACGUCGAGCUCCAACCGAUGGAGAUACGGACCUUUAUUGUCAACAUCGUUCGUGACAAUAGGUUGGAUAAAUAAUGUAGAUGCCAACAUUGAAAGAUGAAAUGUCAAAAUGGUUCUUACUUAAUUUUUUCUCAAUAAAUUGUUCGCUUGUGU